AUGAAGAAUAUUACUGAUAUUAACGAAAUAUUUACUGAAGGUUUUGAUGAUGUAAAAUACGGAAAAGAAGAGAAGAAAUACGAAUCUCUUGACUUUAUACGGAGAGAAAUGAAAGUUUUUCACACGACUUACAAAGUACACAAGACCUUAGAGGGCCACUCUUCUAUUGAGAAGAAUAAUGAAACUUCUCGAUUUUUGUGCUCUCGAUAUUACAAAGUAGGAUUUAGAUUUGAUCCUAUUUUUAAUAAAGAUUGUUGGUCAUAUGGAAGGAUUAUGAAGUCAAAGAAAAUAAUAAAAAUUAAAGACUGUAAGCAAGUGAACAAGGAUAUUUGUAAAGAUGGGGAUAGAAGUGAAGACAUAGUCAAGUACGUUGCUGGAGAUGCCGGCAUCUCGAAAUCUGCACUUAAGUAUUGUAGAUAG
Molecule: messenger RNA, 420 nt
Organism: Dentiscutata erythropus
Lineage: Eukaryota; Fungi; Glomeromycota; Glomeromycetes; Diversisporales; Gigasporaceae
Source: the annotation of a GenBank genome assembly